This is a messenger RNA of Cladocopium goreaui, 1774 nucleotides long. The record is from the annotation of a GenBank genome assembly. Lineage: Eukaryota; Dinophyceae; Suessiales; Symbiodiniaceae.
UCAGGCAGACGACAAGUCCAUGAAUGAACGAAAGGUGAGCCUUGUUGGUAGCCACUUUUGCUCCCUGAAAUUGUGGCAACAUCAAACAGUUGUAGAUCCCAAAUACGCCCCAUUUUUGCUGACUGGGUUGACGGCUUCCAAAGUGAUGCUGUUGCUGCUCAGCCUGUUGCCCUUGGUGCAUGGCGGGAAGUUUAUGGAGAUUCAGGGUGUUUCGGCUGCGCCUGGCACUUCAUUUGGGGAUAGCUUGACAGGCAACGCAGCAUCUUGCCAAGAUGCAUGCGACAAGGAAAUGACUUGCGAUUGUGCGCUGUUCGACCCACUUCAUGGCAGCUGCAAAAUGCAGGCGGAUUGUUUAUAUUUCCAUCCUGAUUAUGAGGGUGGAGGCACCCUUGAGCUGUACAUCAAGCUGCCCCCGCAUUUGUGGCCCUUCUCCGUCUUCCCUGGGACCAAUGCCAACAGAGACGGCCAAGACGUGACGGCAGACAAGAAAGGGAUGACUGAGCAAGACUGUGUGGACCUUUGUUAUCAGAGCAGCGAUUGUCAAUGUGCAGUUCUCCUGACCAAAGAUCGAAGGAGCUCUGCGGAUCCUGCGGAUGAUCACUGCUGGCUCCAAAGCAAGUGCCAUCCCGAAGGUUUCAAACAGAUGAAAGGUGCCCAGGACUACAUCACUUUUGUGAAGGACGCGAAUUUUGCGGCCUAUCAGACAGGAUCAGGAAGCCUCGUGAUGUUGAUCGUCUGCCUGGUGGUGGUCCUGCUGAUGUGCGUUGUCGUGACUGCUUUGGUGCUCUAUUACAUGAGAAAUAAGGGUCGGGCUUAUCGAGCCAUCUUGCAGGAUCUUGCAGUGCCAAAGGAAGAGAACUCCCGGAAGGAAUACGCCAAGGAACAGUUGCUGAGUAGCUUCUCUCGCAAGAGCGGCGUCGGAUAUUUGUCGUCCUUGGAACUGGCUUUGGAGGCGAAGGUCAGCAACUCCGACAUCCCCUGUGUCUACAGCCUUCACAAGGUUCCAGAAACUUUCAAGGUACCGCAGAUUGAUACUUCGGUGACCAGUCUUAAGGUGCAGCUGUGCUUCGUUCUGGACUACACGGGCAGUAUGAAGACACAAAUUGCUCAGGCCAAAGACAGUGUGUCCAAAAUCAUUGAGGCGAUGCAGAAAAUGAAAAUCGCUUCAUUGCCCAAUGCCGCCGUUGAUGUUGAAAUGGCAGCAGUGGCGUACUUCGACUGGGAUGCCGAAACACGAAAACUGGGAAGGCCAGUGGUAUCUGUCUUUGGUGGUCGUGAGGUGAAGGAGGAACACAGUGACACCUUGACGGCUGAGAAGUUCUGCCAGCUGGGGGGUACUUGGACCAAAGACACUUCAGCCUUGCAGAAGUGGAUCAACCAAGGCCUGGGCCAUGGCGGCAAGGUGCCAGAGGAGCUCACCGGGGCCCUGCUGGCAGCAGCCAACUUGGAAUGGAACGCGGAUGAGAAGUUGAUGGUGGUGAUCACUGAUGCCCCCUGCCAUGGCAAGGACUACAGCACGGUGGAGCACGACAGUUUCUGCGACAAGAGCACCGGCCUCACGUGUACGGGGCGUCCGGAAGAACCCUUGCAGAGUUUGAUGGCGCAGGGGGUCACCACGGUGAUUUUGCACACCGGCGAGGCGGCAGCUGUCAGCAUGUGCCAGAAGCUCCAGCAGACGGACCCCAAGCUGAUCCAUGAGAAGGUGAGUCCUUCAGAGACUGCGAAGAAGGUGGUUUCGGUGCUGGAAAGCAAGGUGAGGAAUGGCCAAAAUUGA